Messenger RNA from Saccostrea echinata, 2250 nucleotides. RefSeq names its product cerebellar degeneration-related protein 2-like. NCBI's taxonomy places the organism in Eukaryota, Metazoa, Mollusca, Bivalvia, Ostreida, Ostreidae. The transcript has 4 exons. The record is from RefSeq and is a predicted model, not a curated record. Bases 128 to 1459 code for a protein of 443 amino acids.
AUUGAUGUUUCGCCACGUAUAAUGUAGUGUAGUAGGAUUGUGCAUAACACACAUAGUAGAAUGAGGCCUUGCGAAGGGGGCAAGUCAAUGUAGCUGGCAACUGUAAACAGACGACACCCGAGACAGGAUGGACGAUUCAGAGGUGCAGGACGACCAACAAGACGAGGACUGGUACCAAAACGAUCUACAGCUGGCAGCAGAAUUAGGGAAGGCCCUACUGGAGAGAAAUCGUGAAUUAGAAGCUCAAGUCAUCCAACUCCAACAGAUCAACAAUGAACAAAACAUGGAAAUUGAGUAUAUCACACGCCAGCUGGAAACGGUCAGAGAUAGCAGUGAGUCACGUAUGCGGAUUUAUGAGGAACUGGACAGAACGUCACAGGAACUAGAAAAGACGAACCAGAGGCUACUUAUAGACGGCAAGACCGACAAACAGAGGAUAGAGAAAUUGAUGAAAACCGUUCUGCAGUUAGAGGAAAAAUGUGACGAUUUAGAAAAAAAGGUCGAUGACAUGAAAGCAGAAGAAAAACGUUUAAAACAGAAACAACAGAAGCAGGACAAUCGACGGGCCGUAAGUUUGGCAAGUCUCCGCGAAAAAGAACGAAAUCCGUAUCUAAAGGAUAUCCUCAAUGAGGAUUGCCACUGGACAUACAACAAUCAGUUCAAGAAACUACCUCUUAAUCCUUACGAACAGGAAAUCAAAAAUCUCCAGGAAGCUGUCAAACAGCUCAAAGCACAGGCACUAAUAGACAAAAGGAAAAAGGAAGACCUGGAAACGGAAGUAUCGUUGCUGUGGGAAGAAAAUUCAGGUUUGGAAAAGAAAGUGAGGUCUUUAGAAGAAGACGUGAAAGAAAACAGCUAUCUGAAGUUUGAAAUACAGCGGCAAAAGCUGAAUCUCGGUAAAUACUGCAAAAAAUGUUCUAAUGACCUAGUAGAGUUGAAAAGUGCUAUUGAAAAGGAAAUAGAACCAGAUGAACCGCAGAUCGGCGCAGGAAAACUGGUUCGAUUGGAAAGCGGCGGAAGUGUGUACGGGAGUACAGAGUCAUUGAACAAAAUUGUCCCCGAUAUUCAGGAAGUUUCUCCGGUAGAGGACCAUGAAGCUAGUAGCGUCUCUAUUCUAGACGAACUGGAAACACAGUACAAAAACUUGUUUAAGAAAUACGAAGACCUUGUACAAAAUAAAAGCAGACGACCUGGUAGUUUCCACGAGAGCGAGACUUUUGACGAAGCUCUUCACAAACAAUUAGCGGUGUCCCACAAGGAGGUCCAGACUCUUCUGAAGAUGCAGAAGACGACGACCACGUGUGACACUGCGUCGUCUUCUGAAGAAGAAACUAAUCUUCCUCACUAUAAAUCUCUUUUCCGGGAUAUCUUUGCUACGCUAAAGCAAACGAGAAUUGACGAGUCCUCGGAACAACCCGCAACAAGUCCGCAUUCCGCUGAGCCUAAACCGCUCGCAUGAUUUUUUUUUACCGCUUUUUUGUUAGAUAAUCUAGUCACAUUCGUCAAUCAGUAUUUUAGGUGGAUCAAAACAUGUUUUAUAUUCGUUAGAUUAUAGUAUAAAUUGUACAAAUACUAAAACAAAACAAGAAAAAAAUACCAAUACAAAUACCUUUGUUUUUACGUAAACAUAAAUCAUUUAGAAACAAAAGUUCUACCAUUGGGUAAUCGGUAGAUUAAAACAAAUACAAGCAUGCAAUGUUAAUGGAUGUGUAAAUACACAUACAAUAGGAUUUACAAACGUUUAUAAAUGCUUUGAAUGAAGGAUGAAUUUAAGAUAAUUUUUCUGUAAACAAAUUUCGGAUAAAAGUACACUUGUAAGUUGUGAUAAUGUGUACAUUAGAAUACAAUUUCUGGACUUGUAUUGGUAGUCUUCUAAACCAUUUCCUACCCCGUGUAGAAGUUACUGUUUAUAUGUAAAUAUAGCAACUUUAGGAUUUUCUAACUGCCAUAUUACAUCUAGAACAUAUUCAAUUUAUAUACACACGUUCAGCAUUAAUUUAAUUGUGUGUUUGUUAUAGGAUGUGUGUGUGUUUUGUAUAUACUAAUUUAACAAAACAUACUGUUAUUUGUAUAUUUCUUUUUUGUUAUUUUUUACUGCCUUUUUGUUGAGAUACAUACUCUACAAAUGAUAUUGUAGUGUACCUUUAGUAUUCAUAUUGUUGAGAAUUAAAGGUAUUAUAUCUUGUCUGUUGCAAUCAAUUGCAUGUUGUUUUGUACCUAUAUACAAUAAAGCUGAUGUUGGUACCGAGA